GGCAGCUGGGGGUUGCCGCGGCGCCGGGAAGCCCCGCUGCGAAGCGGAGAUGGCGGACGAGGCGCUCUUCCUGCUGCUGCACAACGAGAUGGUGGCGGGGCUGUACCGCGCCGCCGAGCAGGGCGAAGGGGAGAACGGCCGCUGCACCACCAAGCUGGAGAGCAUGGGCUUCCGCGUCGGGCAGGGGCUGAUCGAGAGGUUUACAAAAGAUACUGCCAGGUUCAAGGAUGAAUUAGAUAUUAUGAAGUUCAUUUGCAAAGAUUUUUGGACAACUGUUUUCAGAAAACAAAUAGAUAACCUAAGGACUAAUCAUCAGGGUAUUUAUGUCCUUCAAGACAAUAAAUUUCGUCUCUUGACACAAAUGUCUGCAGGAAAGCAGUAUUUAGAACAUGCACCAAAGUAUUUAGCAUUUACCUGUGGACUAAUCAGAGGAGGCCUAUCGAAUUUGGGAAUAAAGAGUAUUGUAACAGCUGAAGUUUCAUCAAUGCCUGCAUGUAAAUUUCAGGUGAUGAUACAGAAGAUGUAGAGCACAUUUAAAUCUGGCUACAACUCACUUCUGUAAUGAAUGUGUGCAGGAGGAUGAUUAGGCCUGCAAGAAGCUAUAAAGACAUCACCAAGACUCUUGAGGACAUUGGGGUUUGCUAGAUACUACUUGUUACAAGAUUUGCGUAACAAUACAUAUCUUGCUAUAGGUAAGAAUGGAAACAUCUUGUUAAAACUUUUAAUGAAUUUUGCUGUAAGACCUUUCUGUUGGCAGGCUCAGGCCUUAUACUUUCAAAUGAAUCAUAAUAGGCACUUAUGGUGUUUAUUCUGAACUGUGAGAAUGCCUUGUGACAGUGAUUCAGUUUCUACUUUGAGAGCAGUAACAGGCUAACUAGAAAAGCUAACAUGUUAAAACAGCAGCUUUGUUAUAACUACCUUCUGUGUUGGGAGAAGUGUAUGUUGUCCAGUUGCAUGGUGGGCAAGAACAGUGGAGGCUGUUCUUCCCUAAGCUCUAGGGAAGGUCUGAAGUUUGCAAUGGAUCAAACCUUGUCUAGAUAGCUGUUACAAGCUGCCAAGCUAUAGAUUAUAAAUGUUAUAACCAGGAGUUUAUUAGACUUGAUCUUAAGAUGUGACCAAAUGCUGAUCUUUCUGGGUAUGUGAAUGCUAGUUCAGAUUAGUUGUAGCUGAGUAACUUGACAGUUCUAGGAAACAUCUAGAGCAGAAUUUGAACUAGCAGAAUGCUGUCCCUGUUUAUAGAACUAGCAAAGAUGAAAGUAACUACAGUUGUAUGGUACUUGGUGGGGGAUCAGCUGUUCAGCUGAUUAAAAAUACUGGGUUCUUAUACUGGUAGUUUAUAGGAAGGCUCGGGUUGUUGUUAACCUU
Molecule: messenger RNA, 1365 nt
Organism: Haliaeetus leucocephalus (bald eagle)
Lineage: Eukaryota; Metazoa; Chordata; Aves; Accipitriformes; Accipitridae
Gene: TRAPPC6B
Product: trafficking protein particle complex 6B
Exons: 7
Coding region: 50-526 (158 amino acids)
Biological process (GO): regulation of GTPase activity; endoplasmic reticulum to Golgi vesicle-mediated transport
Cellular component (GO): TRAPP complex; trans-Golgi network; cis-Golgi network
Source: RefSeq, a predicted model, not a curated record